Messenger RNA from Vicia faba (fava bean), 435 nucleotides. Lineage: Eukaryota; Viridiplantae; Streptophyta; Magnoliopsida; Fabales; Fabaceae. The record is from the annotation of a GenBank genome assembly.
AUGCUUGAUCAAAAUUCAAAUCAACUUGGAAAUACAACAACUAACAACAAGCAAUGUUGGGGAGUUGGACAUACAUAUACAAACAUUUGGGGCAUGGUUUUUGAUCGCGGUCUUAUCGGUACCCUCCAUGACUGGUGUGAAGCUUUUUCAACAUAUCCUAGAACCUAUGACCUACUUCAUGCUGAAGGACUCUUCACUGCAGAAAGUCACAGAUGUGAAAUGAAGUAUAUGAUGUUGGAAAUGGACCGAAUUUUACGGCCCGGCAGUCACGUCAUAAUCCGAGAGGCUAGUUACUUUGCUGACGCGGUUGCAACUCUUGCAAAGGGUAUGAGAUGGAUAUGUCACAAAGAAAACACUGAGUAUGAUGUUGAGAAAGAGAAGUUGGUGAUAUGCCAGAAAAAGCUGUGGCAGCCAUCCAACUCAGGAUCAAGGUGA